CUGCUUGUGACUUGUCAGUUCACUGCAGUGAUCUCAUAAAUUCAUCAGUCGACCAACAGGACUUAACUCUGUACAGUUAAUUUAAUGCGAUCUCUAGUCAGUACUCUAUUGAAAAAUAGAGACUAUUUAAAAUUAUUAAAAUUCAUUAUUAUUUAAAAAAGAUUAGUUUAUUUGUCGUUUUAGGUCAUUUUAAAUAUUUCGUAUUUUAUUUUUGUAGUUUUUCAUUUUUGAACUCAUUGCUAUACACUACCACCAUAAUACCAGGAAACUAAUUAUCGAGCACUACACUGGGAAUCAUCAAAAUUUAGAAUGCCUGUGAAAAAAACACUUCUUAAUAGCCGUAGUUUUGAUGUAUACCAGGAUAGAAAUAAGUAUUAUGAGGAUUUACGCCGUAAACGUAAUGAUGUAACUAUUGAGUUGCGAAAAACCUUACGUGACGAACAAUUGAAAAAACAUAGAAAUAUAGUUCUAGAUGCCCAUGAUGAUGAAUUGGAAAUUAAACCUGAAGUUGAUUUGACAAUUGAUGAUAUCAAAGAAGGUUUAAAAAGUCAAACAUCAGCAGUAAAGAAAUUGAGUUGCUUAAAAUAUGCUCGUAAGAUGUUAAGUUCAAGGAAAUGUGCUCCCAUUGAUGACUUCAUUAAAGCUGGUAUUUUACCAAUGUUGAUGGAUUUCUUGACUCCAAAAUAUAACAAUGAUACUGAUUUCCAAUAUGAAUGUGCUUGGAUAUUGACUAACGUAGCAUCAGGAUCAUCAGCAAACACCAUUUGUAUAGUUAAUGAGGGUGCAGUUCCUUUACUUAUAAAUUUGCUCAAAUCACCAGAUAUACGUGUGAUGGAACAAGCUGUUUGGGCAUUAGGGAAUAUUGCGGGUGAUGGACCCCAACUUAGGGAUAUUGUAUUAUCAAACGGUAUUGUACCAAUUUUAAACAGCUUAUUAGAAAAAACAGAGCAAGUAACUGCACAACAGAACAUAGUAUGGACGCUAUCAAAUCUUUGUCGCAGCAAAACUCCUCCUCCAAAUUUUAAUUAUUUACUUCCAUCUAUUCCAUUGUUGGUUGGAAUGUUGAGUCAUAAUGAUUCUCAGGUUGUUUCUAAUGCUUGCUGGGCUUUAUCAUACUUGACUGAUGGGAGUAAUGAAAAAAUUCAAGUAAUUAUUGAAGCUGGUACAUUGAGGGCCAUUUUAAAAUAUUUAGAAGUUGAUGACACCACCAUACUUAUACCUGCGCUACGAGUAGUUGGCAAUAUUGUGUCUGGUAAUGAUACACAAACAAAGCAUGCAUUGGAUCAUGGUAUACUUAAAUACCUUCAUAAUCUAUUAAAUCAUAGGCGUAUUCCUGUUGUGAAAGAUGCUGCUUGGUUGUUAUCAAAUGUGAUGGCUGGUAGUGUAGAACAAAUUCAAGCAGCCAUUGAUCAUAAUCUAUUGCCAGUUUUGAUUCGAGCUCUACAACGUGGAGAUGUUAAAGUACAAAAAGAAGCUGCUUGGGCCAUAAACAAUCUAUUUAGUGGUGGUUCAGAUGCUCAGAAAGCUCAUCUGAUUGAUAUUGGAAUAUUAGAACCUUAUUGUGGCUUAUUAAUAUCUCCAGAUGAUAGAAUGGUAGAAAUUAUACUGGAAGGUCUUAAUCAAUUAUUGGAAAAAUCUGAAUGCACCCGAGGCAAGCUUUGUAUGCUAAUUGAGGAAGCAAGUGGGUUAGAUCACCUGGAAGCAUUGCAGAAUCAUUCUUCUCAAAAGAUUUAUGAGAUGUCAUUCAAUAUAGUUGAGAAAUAUUUUCAAGGAGAGGAUGAAACUCUAGAAUUUGACUUGGGAAUUAUUCCCCGCGAUAUGAGUUCGGGUAAUUUGUUCAGCAUUGAUCAUUGACUAGAGAAAAUAUAUCUCAUAAAUUAAGUGUAACUGAUUGAUAUAAAAUUAACCGGUUCUUAUUUUUCAUUCAAUUAUUUUUGUGUAUUAAAAUUAUUAAAUUUAUUUUUAUGUUAUCAAAUCACCUAUAUUUAGAUUUUUCAACUAGUUAUUUUUUAUACAAAUUUAUAUAUUAUAUACUAAUCUACUAAAUAUAAUGUACCUUCAUUGUUUAUAAUGCUAGUACAUAAUGUUAUAUACACACUUUAUUGCUUUUAUAAUUUUAAAACAAAUUAUGUUAUUUAAAAAAAAAUAUUCUUUUUAGAAUCAAUUUUAUUUGACAUAUUGUGAAAUUCCAUAAAUUUACAUUUUUCUUAGUAAAAGUAUUAUUAAUUUUAAAAAUUUUAAAAAUGAAAAAUAUUUUCUUUCCACUGCUACUACCAUUCCUUUUACUUACCUAUGCUGUGUGCCAGUGUUUACCAAAUCAUAUAUUAAAAUUAUUCUUAUAAUUACAAAAUGCUCAAUUAUUGUUUCCAUAAAUUUCUAUUUGUCAAAAAAUAUUUUUCUGUUUGUACUUUACAAUACCUAAUUAUAUAAGACUUUGUUUCUGAAACACAA
Acyrthosiphon pisum (pea aphid) is the source of this 2451-nucleotide messenger RNA. Its product is annotated as importin subunit alpha-1. The coding region runs from base 310 to 1854 and encodes 514 amino acids. The record is from RefSeq and is a predicted model, not a curated record. The transcript has 10 exons. Gene Ontology annotation, cellular component: cytoplasm. Lineage: Eukaryota; Metazoa; Arthropoda; Insecta; Hemiptera; Aphididae. Gene Ontology annotation, molecular function: protein binding; nuclear import signal receptor activity. Gene Ontology annotation, biological process: protein import into nucleus.